This is a messenger RNA of Eimeria acervulina, 1114 nucleotides long. RefSeq lists its product as hypothetical. The record is from RefSeq and is a predicted model, not a curated record. NCBI's taxonomy places the organism in Eukaryota, Apicomplexa, Conoidasida, Eucoccidiorida, Eimeriidae. The annotation marks the transcript as partial. The transcript is spliced from 5 exons.
GCAGCAACAGCAGCAGCAACAACAGCAGCAACAGCAGCAGCUGGACAUGCGGGCUUCCGUUCAAAGGCGCAGCACUUCACAGGGGCCUCGGUCGCAGGAGACUACUGCUGCUGCUGCUGCUGCUGCAGCAGCAGCAAUGCCAGUAGCAACUGCUACAGCAGCGUCAGAUCAAAGCCUUGCAGCAGUAGCAGCAGCAGCAGCAGCAAUAGGUGGUGCUGCUGCUGCUUCAUGCCCCCGCCUGACUCCAAACUCAGACCCCUAUCAAGGCGUUGCCGCAGCUGCAGCAAGCUACCAGCAGCAGCAGCAGCAGCAGGAUAUUCCUUGCUCCUUGACUCCGCGAGGCUCCGGAGGCCGCAGCAGCGCAGCAGGCAGCAGCAGACUUGCUGCUGAGUUGCAGCGAGCUGUGGCUGAGAAAAGACGUGUUGAAGAUAUGCUGCAGCAGCUGCUGCUGGAGAAUGAAGACCUACGGGCCCAGGCCGAGCAGCUUGGAGAGAUGAGGCAGCAAAUGGCUGCUGCACAGGCUGCAGCGCGCGGAGAAAUAGAGCGACUGCAGCAGCUGCUGGCGGACGCGCAGCAACGGGCUACUGCUGCAGCAGCAGAGCUGGAUUUGCUACGGGGGGAAGUUCGUGCUGCUGCUGCGCGGCAGCAGCAGCAAACCACUUUGCUGCAGAAGACACGUGAUGCUUAUGCUCAGCAGACGCAGGCGCUGCAUGACUUGCUGCAGCAGCAGCAGCAGCAGCAACAGCGGCUGGAGCAGGCGCUGCAGCAGGAGGAGCUGCAGGCACAGCGGGUUUCGCGUUCGCAGCAACAGCAGCACCAACAGCAGCAGCAGCAGCAGCAGCAGCAACAGCAGCAGCAGCAACAACAACAACAGCAACAGCAGCAGCACUCGCAGCAGAACGGGUGCUGCAGGGAUAACUCGCCUUUUGAUUUUGAACGCAACGGCAGCAGCAGCAGCCGUAGCAGCAGCCGCAGCAGCAGCAGCAGCAGCAGCAGCAAGUCAUCUUGUGGGGAGAGUUUGUAUCAGACGUGCGCACUGUCUCCUUUAGCUGCUGCCAGCAGCAAAAGGCUGCGAACAGACUGCAGCACAGAGACAAAGGAGACGCCUCAAUGA